This is a messenger RNA of Phytophthora infestans T30-4, 327 nucleotides long. RefSeq lists its product as uncharacterized. Lineage: Eukaryota; Oomycota; Peronosporomycetes; Peronosporales; Peronosporaceae. The transcript has 3 exons. The coding region runs from base 1 to 327 and encodes 108 amino acids. The record is from RefSeq and is a predicted model, not a curated record.
AUGAAGAACAAGCUGCGUCGGCCAAAACCUAACGAGUGGUUUUCUAUUAAGUGCCUGCAAAGGCUACUGGGCCCGUUCACGGUGGCAUCCGACACACUUGGGCGUCAGAACUAUCAUACGAUGCCGCUAGAUCUACCACUUAUUUCAGGGAUUCGCUCGCACCUUGAGAGCAAAAACCUGUUUGCUGCUCUUGAAGCCGAGGCAGGGGAGGAAUGUUUCGUUCAUGAAAUGCACGAGUGGCGUCUCCAGACACACGCGGUAAUCCGCCUUCUCAAAGACCAGUCCAACCUGCAAAAGCCAGCUGAGAUCUGGCAGGGACUCCAAUAG